Trichoderma breve is the source of this 948-nucleotide messenger RNA. RefSeq lists its product as uncharacterized. The record is from RefSeq and is a predicted model, not a curated record. The transcript has 2 exons. Lineage: Eukaryota; Fungi; Ascomycota; Sordariomycetes; Hypocreales; Hypocreaceae. Bases 1 to 948 code for a protein of 315 amino acids.
AUGUCUCUAUCACGAGCUUUUACUACGCGCAAGCUCAAGCUGGGAUCUGAUUCCGGCGAUGGCAAGGGCCCUCAGCGCUCGCAUACCCUUCGCCACAAGAUCUCGGCUCCCGUUCAGCUGGUUCACACUACCAACAUGCUCUCAUACAACGCGCCCGAUCUGCCCAAGGGCGCCAAGGGCAGUCCUGCUAUUCCUGCUGUCCCCGCCGUCCCAGCUGUCCCUGCUAUUCCUACUGCUCCUCUACGAACCAACUCUGCCAAAUCUCUCGACGAUUCCGACAGCUUCGCUACCAACGAAUCGACGCCUCCAACCAGCCCAGACAUUGCGACGGGCGAGCGCACGCCUUCUCCUAAGCCGAACCACCUUUCAGGCUACUUUAAGAACUCGACCAAGUCCGCUGCCCCAGUCGAACCCGAGCCUGCGCCUGCGCCGAUGAUUCCCCAGCGCUCUCCUACGCAUACCAAGAAGAACUCGGUCGAUGCCAUUGCCAGAUCGCGAUCCAUUUCCCGCAUUUCUCGAGAUUCAGAUCUAUCUGCCGCAUCCCGGAGUCUCCAGGCCUUCUCCCGAACUCCGUCCCCUACAUCGCCUGCAGCCCCCACGGCCCCCAUGGCUUUCGCAGCCCCCAGGGCUCUCAAGACUCCUACGGCUCCUACGGCCCAAGCAUCCCCGACCCCCCUGCCUGUGCAACCUCCCAUCUCGGCGCAGCACCACGCAACCAAUUCUAAUCCUUUUGGACCGGAAUUGGGUCAAUUGACGGAACUUGCGGAAGAGUACAGCUCCGCGACCCAGAUGGAGCUAGCUGACGAGGACUUGGAGUACAUCCGCUCCAAGGGCCUCGUCAGGCUGCGUCCCGACGACUAUCUGAGCAUGAUUCAGGGCCUGUCUUCCCUCUUCUUUACGGAACCUAGCCACCCAGCUCCUGCAGCUGCGGCCCCGCUCUGGAUCUAA